AUGGCUUCUCUGCCCCCUCGGUUUCCUGCCCCCGCUCGCUCCCCUGGGGAGGCCGGGGAUGCCGGCGAGGAGCUGCGGGGAGAGGGCGUGAUGGCGGCGGUGAUGGACUACUUCAGGUCGUGCUGGGGCGCGCGGUCCCGGGCCGGGCGGCGGGGCAAGAAGGGCUCGGACGCCGCCGGCCGCCAGGACGGGCUGCUGUGGUACAAGGACGCCGGCCAGGCGGCCACCGGCGACUUCUCCAUGGCGGUGGUGCAGGCCAACAACCUGCUGGAGGACCAGAGCCAGGUGGAGUCCGGCUCGCUCUCCAUGGCCGACCCCAGCCCGCAGGGCACCUUCGUCGGCGUCUAUGACGGCCAUGGCGGCCCGGAGACCUCCCGCUUCAUCAAUGACAACAUGUUCCACCAUCUCAGAAGAUUUGCAACCGAGCACAAGUGCAUGUCGGCCGAUGUGAUCCGGAAAGCCUUCCAAGCAACCGAGGACGGCUUCCUUUCCGUAGUCAGCAAGGAAUGGUCUAUGAAGCCUCAGAUCGCAGCAGUGGGCUCUUGCUGCCUGGUUGGCGUGAUUUGCUCCGGAACUCUCUACAUCGCAAACGCCGGUGACUCGCGUGCGGUUCUCGGAAGGCUUGUCAAGGCGACCGGUCAGGUUGUGGCCAUGCAGUUAUCGGCAGAGCACAACGCGUGCUAUGAGGAAGUUAGGCAGGAGCUACAGUCAUCACACCCUCAUGAUCCACAAAUCGUGGUUCUGAAACACAACGUUUGGCGUGUGAAGGGCCUCAUCCAGAUCUCAAGAUCUAUCGGAGAUGUAUAUCUGAAAAGACCAGAGUAUAACAGAUCACCUCUACAUAGCAAGUUUCGGCUCCGGGAAACCUUCAAGAAGCCAAUUCUUAGUUCUGAACCUGCGAUUGCUGUUCACCAAAUACAACCGAGUGAUCAGUUUGUUAUAUUUGCUUCUGACGGGCUAUGGGAGCACCUCAGCAAUCAGGAAGCAGUUGACCUUGUCCAAAGUAACCCUCGUAAUGGGAUCGCUCGAAAGCUAGUGAAAGCCGCGAUGCAAGAGGCGGCCAAGAAGAGGGAGAUGAGAUACUCGGACCUGAAGAAGAUCGAGCGUGGGGUGCGGCGGCAUUUCCAUGACGACAUAACGGUGGUCGUGGUGUUCCUGGACGCGAGCGCGGUGAGCAGGGCGGGGUGGAGCAAGAGCCCGCCGGUGUCGGUGCGAGGGGGCGGCGUGAGCGUCCCUGCCAACUCCCUCGCGCCUUUCUCGGCCCCCACCAUGGUGAGCAGCACCUACUGA
Molecule: messenger RNA, 1290 nt
Organism: Triticum turgidum subsp. durum (durum wheat)
Lineage: Eukaryota; Viridiplantae; Streptophyta; Magnoliopsida; Poales; Poaceae
Source: the annotation of a GenBank genome assembly